AAUCCAGAUGUUGUUUGUGUUUGUUGUUUGUGUUUGCAGGAUUCCUCCAAACAUCAGAGACAUCGUGUACUGCACCGGCGUGAGUCUGAUGGACGAGGACGUGUGGGAGUUCAUCUGGAUGAAGUUUCACUCAUCCAACGCCGUCUCCGAGAAGAAGAUCCUGCUGGAGGCGCUGACCUGCUCCGACAACAUCUUCCUGUUGAACAGGCUGCUCAACCUGUCGCUGACCUCUGACCUGGUCCCCGAGCAGGACGUGAUCGACGUGAUCAUCCACGUAGGAAGAAACUCGCAGGGUCGAAGCCUGGCCUGGAAAUACUUCAGAGAUAAGUGGGACGUGCUGAACGCCCGUUACGGUGAAACGCUGUUCAUGAACUCAAAGCUCAUCGGGGGAGUCACAGAGUUCCUGAACACGGACAAAGAACUCACUGAGUUAAAGGAGUUCAUCCAGUCCAGUGGUGUCGGGGCGGGGCCUGCGUUGCCGCGGGCGCUGGAGAUCGUUGAGGGCAAUGUUCGUUGGCAUCGCCUUCACCGGCGGCAAUUCUACCAAUGGCUGCGCAAACCUCAAAACUCCGCCCUCGGCUAACGCUUCACCAACUAGCUAGACUGAAGGGACUGCAAACUGACUGCUAAGCUAAUGCUAAUGCACUGCUAGCUUAAAUAUGCAGUCGGAAUGAAAAAAAGACUGACUGGAUCUUCAGCUGGUUACUCUUCUAUUUCUUUUUCUUUUAAAGAAAAUGUGUUUUCUAUUUUGUUUCAGACGCAUUGUUUGCUGUUAAACUGGUUUCUGCUGCUACAGACGCUGCUAACUAACUAGUUAGCAGUGACUGUUAGCUGCCAGCUAACAGCAAAAACAAUACAAGCUUAUCUCGAACGAGCAGUAACUCACGGUUAGUUUGGUUACUUCUGUUCAAAGCACAAUCAAACCUUUCUGAACCUUCCUGAUAAAACAGCCGGGAGCGUGACGCUCAUUUUGAUGCUACGCUUCAAAUGUGACACAGACGUCUCACUGCCACCUAGCUUAAAGUUUAAAGAACCUUAUUAGAGCCAAACUGACACACAGUAAAGUCAUACGCAUCUCUGAUUGGCCCAACAUUCAGUUAUUGUUUUCAUCCUAACCCUCCAGAUCUCAAACGAGACCCAGAGUCCUCUACGUGGACUCAGAGCCCUCUACGUGGACUCAGAGCCUCUACGUGGACUCAGAGCCCUCUACGUGGACUCACAGUCCUAUACGUGGACUCAGAGUCCUAUAUGUGGACUCAGUCCUAAACCUGGACUCAGCGUCCUAAACGUGGACUCAGUCCUCUACGUGUAGUCAGAGUCCUAAACGUGGACUCAGUCCUCUACGUGUACUCAGAGUCCUCUACGUGGACUCAGAGUCCUCUACGUGGACUCAGAGUCCUAUACGUGGACUCAGAGUCCUAUACGUGGACUCAGAGUCCUCUGAUCACAGUGCUCGGAGCUCAGAGGACUCUUUUCUCCCUCAUUAACACUGCACAACAUCCAAACUGCUUCAGCUCAGGGGGCAGUUUGAAAAGUAUCAGCGUGUUAUUCGAGGCUUCGUUGGCCUCCCUUAAAAACCUCUUUGAAUAUAUAAAAGCACAAACAGACCGCAGCAGCGUUAAUGUGCUCUCUUUUCUUUUUCAACCUGCAGACUUUGAACGCUCUCCGGCUGUUUGAAGACUAAACAAGAUGUUCCACAAUUUAGUCAAGGCUGUAUAGAGCAAAGGUUUUAUUACCUUAACGGGAAAAUGUUCAACGCAUUCAUCAUGCAAAUGUUCCAGCAUCAACAGGAAUAUAAAACAAUCAAAAACAUCAGUUCAGCCCGGCUCACACUGCAGGAGGUUUAAAAUCAUCAUCAACAGAUGUUCUAUAAUCUCUAUCUCAUCACAGACUACUGGACGCCAUAAAGUUUAUAGUGCCCGGUGGAGGAACGCACCACCUCACAUGACCUCACGUAAACAAUGGAGCCGUAGGUUAAAUCUGUGAUUAUAAAGCUUUGUGUAGAAAAACAUAAAAUACAAGUUUGUGUGAAGAAACGUCUGAAGAGACGACACAACACGUGUCGCCUGUUCUUCAGUGAGAGCUGGAGGUCAGAGGUCAGAGGUCAGAUUGAAACUGUCAGACGUGUUUCAGGUGUUCAGCUCACCUGUACACGUCUCUCGUGGUCAUUGUAGUCACACACGACUUGCUCCAGACACUUUCAUAACGUGAUCCUCAAGAUUUUAAAUCUGAUUUUAAAAACAUGUUUGAUAUAAACCGUUAAGAUCGGAUCGUUAUACGACUCGGAAAUAAUCUGGAUAAGAUAAUCCGUUCAGAGUGCCUCGAGUCGGGAACGACCUUGCGAUUGGAGGAAUCGGAGCUCAAAUCAGCCCGAUGAUCCUGCAGCCUGAGCCAGGCUUUAGGACAAAGGAAGAGGUGUAAAAACCAUAAAUUAAAUCAGAUUAAAACGAUGCUGAACUAAUUGAUUAUUUAUUUAAUUUGUAUUUUACUUUCAAAGCUAUAACACAGCAUCUCCACGCUGUCAUGCUUUGAUCCUGAAACAUUUUAAAAGUUACAGUUUGAGGAUUUAUUACGAUCGAACGAAAGUGUUGAUGAUUUCACAACAAACAUGGACUCAACACAAAAAGUCUCGCAUUGGAGCUUUGAGGCCAAACUUCUCAUUCUUUGGACGAUUAUUAUCCAUGUGUGGAAACUUUAAACGCUUCAGACAGAGCAGUGCUUCUCAACCUCUCUGUGUCACGAGCCCGGUUUUAAAAGCUUAAAUAAGCAAUUCUCUUGGAGGCUAUUUUUUGACGUUACUUUGGGUAGAAGUUGGGUUAGGGGCUGACUGCAGUCACUCACACAGCAUGCAGUCUGUGGGGUGGCGGCGUGCAGCAGCCAUCACGCAGUGAACCUCGUAACAGAAAUAUCAAACAGCUCUAUAAGACGAACUAUUUCACUGAUACAGGCGCUGUAAUGCAAAAACGAACCCCCGGUCAAAAAUAUGUAACUUAAAUCUAUAAAUAUGGUUUUUUCUUCUUCUCCACAACCUUCUGGCGACCCCCAGAAAUGACCUCGGGACCCUGACAUUGAGAAUCACUGCACCAGAGAACUAUCAGGUGUGCUGACGGUUCUCGACGGACGCUCUCUGUAUAAAUUGACCUUGUGAAGCUCGACUGUAAUUAGAACUUGUUUUAAAAUUGUGAAGAGAAUUUGUCUUUGAGAAAACCCAAAGUAGUCCAGGGUCUAUAUAAAUUACAGUUACCAUGGCAACCUUUCUGACUUGGAGAUAAAAGAAAGAACACCUCAACAAAUCUCUGUGGUCUCACAAAGCACAAACAUGAACGCCGUUUGACAACGGCGUCAGUUGCUGGAUGGAAGCAACAAACUUUGAGGGUUUUUUUUCUUUCCAGCCAAUCAGUGUUCAGCUUCCAAUCAACACUUUUUCCAACCUCAGAAGCGAGAAUAGAAGAGUGGACAUGGAGGUCUGUAAAGGAAGGGGGCCCACAGACGAGUCUGGCUUAUUGAGGCUGUCUUUGUAUGCAGACGAUGUGGCGUUUUCAACGGGACGCUCGAUAGAUUGUGUUCAAGUCUGCAGACCUGUAACGGUCACCGAGCGGUGGACUCCCCACAGGGACGGUGAAAGACGGUUCCAGCUUGAGGAAACGAACACGGCUCCGGACAUUUUGACAUAUUUUGAUGAGCGGGAUGUUGGACAGAUGUUACGGCAUGUUUGAAGAGAUUCAAAGGGGUAAAAACAGUAAAGGAUAUUACAGGAUGUUCCCGUGUUCUCUGACUUAAGAAAACGGUCCAGAACUGUGGAGCCCAAAGGAAGCGAGACAGACCUCGGGGAAACAUCGGGAUGACCACUCUAAAACCCCGGUCAAGCCUUUGGGGGCCGGACUUGUGAUGACCUUCUGGUGUGUUGAUCCUUCUGAACCUUCCUCUGUUAGGCUUUGGUGUUAAUAAUUGAGCCAUAAAUGAAUUAAUGGGCCUGCCUGCUUCUAUACACCGUGUGUCCAGUGCUGUGUGCGUGUGUGUGUGUGUGUGUGUGUGUGUGUGUGUGUGUGUGUGUGUGUGUGUGUGUGUGUGUGUGUGUGUUACGAUGUGUGUGCGACAAAGAUGGCGAGGAAGCAGCAGCAGUGCUGGCAAUGGUGACCUGGCUGUGCCUGUUGUGAUGAUGAUGACAUUCUUAACAUUAUUAUGAUUAUGGUCAGGGCAAUAACCCUAAUGUUGACGUGAAGAAGCUAAUUAGCAUCAUGAUAAUUAUUAUGGUAAUCGCUCGCCGUCUCGUCCGGUCGGGAAACAAACACGAAGUACACGAUGAGUCCAACAACUCUGAGAAUCCUUCAGAUUGCAGAAUUAGAGAAAAAAUAAUGGAGAAGACGAGGGCAUCCAUUUUGAUGAAAGUGAUGAUGAUGAUGAUGAUGAUGAUGAUGAUGAUGUGUUUGUACCAAAAUGUGAUGGAACAAGGAAGUGGCAGAGCUCCUACUUCCUGUUUGCACUGGUGUGGUUUCCUGUAUUUUCUGAUUGGGUGAUAUUAAAAUGUUAAACCUUGA
Molecule: messenger RNA, 4538 nt
Organism: Labrus bergylta (ballan wrasse)
Lineage: Eukaryota; Metazoa; Chordata; Actinopteri; Labriformes; Labridae
Source: RefSeq, a predicted model, not a curated record